This is a messenger RNA of Schistosoma intercalatum, 5356 nucleotides long. The record is from the annotation of a GenBank genome assembly. NCBI's taxonomy places the organism in Eukaryota, Metazoa, Platyhelminthes, Trematoda, Strigeidida, Schistosomatidae.
CAACAUUCUGUCCUUGAUAGAGCGCAGUAAUUGAUGUUGUUUGGUACAUAGUCAUGUUUCUUCUGGUUACAAUUUUUGUUAACUUGGCUUUGUCAGCUACCAACGCCAUUUUUCCAGACAUUACAUUACACGAGUGUGCUUUAACAAAGGGAUGCUUGAGACCUGCUAUGUGUACCGAGUCAUCUUGUGCAUUUCUUGUCACCUGGAAGUUGGUGUCCGUGAAGUCUGAAAAUUACGUGGAAUUUGAGCUUAGAGGGAAUGUUCAAAAAGUUACAGGCUUUAUAGCACUGGCUUUCUCAAAAGAUCAAAGAGUGGGUGACGAUGGUGUCGUUGGCUGUUAUUAUCAAUCAUCAACAAAUACUGUGAAUAUUCGAGCUGGAUAUAAUGAUAUAGCUGGUAAAACUACGAAUUUUUAUAAUGGACCAGAUGAAGAAUUAUUAAUAACAGAUGGUGAAAAUUUAGGUGGUACAUUUAAUGCAAUGGAUGGUACAUUACAAUGUCGUUUCAGACGACGUGUUCGACCGCUGGAUACGGUUCAUCAAUUAAUGGAUUUAACAUCACCGAAUGCAUAUCAUUUGAUUGUUACUCGUGGUGUUGAACGUAAAAAAGACGGAUUCGGUCGUCCUUUUGCUGGUGGAGAAUCGGUGUCUCAACGUCCGGUUGUCAUUACUUCACCUAUUUAUGGAAGUAUGACAGGUAUAAUUGGUCGUGGUUCCGCAAUUGCUAAAACUCAUGGAUGUCUUAUGGUAUUAGCUUGGGUAUUAUGCGCUAGUAUUGGUAUUAUACUAGCUCGUUAUUACAAAGAUGUAUGGCCUAAUUCUGGCCUAUUAGGUGAACGUGUCUGGUUUCAAUCUCAUAGAAUAUUACAAGGCAUAUGUGUCGGUUUAACGUGCAUUAGUAUAAUUUUGAUUUUUAUCUAUUGUGAAGGCUAUUCACAAGCAACAGCCUAUCCAUAUUAUAUACAUCCAAUACUUGGUUUAAUUGUCUUCUCUUUGGCUUUGAUUAAUCCAAUUAUCGCAUUAUGCCGUUGUAAUCCAGCCCAUGAAUAUAGACCUUGGUUUAAUUGGAUACAUUUUUUCAUUGGGACAUUUGCUUAUGUACUAUCUGUACCAACAAUGAUGUUAGGUUUACGUAUGCCUGCUGCUGGCCUUCAACUACAAUUUAUUAAUUAUCCAUUAUGGAUUUUAAUAUUUUUUGUAAUCUUCCAAUUUAUUAUUGAAAUUACUCUGGAGAUACAUGGAUGUUUCUAUUAUCGUCGAAAUAAAAGUAAGACAUAUGUUUCAGAUUAUUAUUGCUCAUUAUUUCCUGUUUGUUUCAUUAGGUCUCACUUUUUGUUAGACGAUCCAGUAACAUAUUAGUGACUUUUUAGAGUAUAUACCUGACGCUAGUUGCUCAAAGUUAAAUCACCUUGUUUUACAUUCAAGGACAUCAUUAAUGUGUUCAUGACUGUGAAAUUUAUAUUGCUGGCCGACUUUAACAACCUAAUAUAUAAAUGAAUAUAGUGUACUCAGUAUAGAGCCAUUUAGACUGGUAAUCACUGUGCAGCUUCCUAGAUAGAAUUCGAUCAAUUUUAAUGAAUAAGGAUAAACACAAAAAUGGUUGAUUACUCAGUGACAAAUCUGUUUACUAAAAAUAAAUAGUGGACAUAAUGAUUAGCUUAUAUUUCAAACAUUGAGUAAAAAAUGUGGACGAUCGGAAAAUACAAUGACGGAUCUAACGUACUUUAACGAACCGGACAACUUAUACACAAUUACACUUCAACGAUGAUGACUUCAUGCGAAUUAAGAGAGGGGAAGUAUGUGUUAUAUCCGAGCGAAGAUUAAAUCACGAGUAACUUCUGAAACAUAUUAAUUGACUAAUAUUAUCUGUACAUUCUUAGGGUAUAACUAUUCAACAAUUAGAUUAUGUAUAUUUAUAUUCCUCUUAUUAUAAGCUUCAUUUCGACCUAUAAAUUAUUAUUAUACGAUUUACUGUCCCUAAAUUAGGCUCAAUUUAUUAACUACUGCCUCCCACGUUCACGGCCACUUUUUGGCUUUAUUGUGUACAAAUGUUAUUUCUUAGUUUAUGGUGCGUUGUGGUCUGUUUGUUUGAUAUAUAAACCCAGUAUGUCUGAAAUAAAUGAUUCGAUUCGCAUAGUGAAAGCUGGUAUCGGUGUUCUGGACUCAAGUGGACAGGCUAGGUGAGCAAAGGACCAAUAAGGACGCUAGGCUACCCAUACCAGUCGGACGUCAUUGGUUUGGCACAGUGCUAAGAUUGUAUAGGUCGUUUUUUGAUUGAUGUAUAAAUCACAUGAUAAAAAGCCGGACAUAAAAUCACAACAGUAUGGGAUUUUCAAGAGAUCUUCCAUGUGACUGUAUGUAUCAUGCUAUGUGGUUGCAGAUAGUGGAUAAGAAGAGAUGGACCUAGGUUUCGUGGUGGUUGAUACUCAUUAAUGAAGCAUACCUACAAUCUUGAGGGAUCUAAUGCUUCUCGUUGCAAUCAAACGCUCAACACCAAGCUUCACAUUAUGUAUGAUAUUUUACGGAACAAAGUAACAGUAGAAAUAAAUGUGCAUUACAUGACAACGGUUAUAUUAUUUCUGAUGUAUAAGAAAGAUCACAAGGAUAUUUGUUGUUGUCGUAAAUGACGUAGGUCACAACAAUAAUUUGCAUCAACCAUCCUACACUACUACUAAAUCCAUACACAAUUUUAACACCACAAUAUCUCUUCAAUUUCAUUCCUUGCCAUUCACCAUCAAUAUUAUAUUGACAUUUUUCGAGAUACUAAACCCUCAUAUAAAGGCAUAAUAAAUGUUCUAUUUGAUUUUUUAGGAUUUUGUUUUAGUUAAAAUGAAAUUCCGUGUCACAGUUUGAAAUCUAAUUUUUAAAAUGUUUCAAUUUAAUAAAAUUUCUUUUCUACAAAUUCGUAGAUUUAUCUAUUUACGUGUUCUAUCAUACAACCAUUCUCAUUUAAUAGGAUAGAAUUUAUAAUACAAUAAGUACUAACAAUAAUAAUAACGAAGCCUAAUCUCGUUUAACAACUACAAAUUUCAGUACUCUAGGAAGAAACAUUUGGUUUAGAUCAAAAGUACUGUUCAAUGAAUAAUAAUAAUGGAUGUAAAUUUGUAAACGAUCCUUAAAGAUUCCAUGAUUUUAAUCAUUAAUUAUCAACUUGCUCAUUACUAAAAAGCAUGUGAAGAAUUUCUGUUAUUGUUGAUGGAUUGUCCUAACCAAGUAGUCUUAUUUAUGAAACUGAUUUAUCUUGUUGCCUAAUUAAUAUUAUUUUCGUUAAUAUUAAGAUGUGAUAGUUUUUUUCUCACAAAUUCGUAUUGCGUGUAGAAAAGAGGUGGAAACUUUACGACUAAGACUAUCCAGCUCAGAAUUUGUAAUACUAUUGAAAUUCGCCUUCUGCUCCAUAAAGUUCUAUCCGUAUCAAAAUCUUAGGAAAAAUAUAUUUGAUCAUUAUCGCAUAGUUUAUAUGGACUCCAAAACAAGUUACACAAACUUAUCUUUUUAAGUAAAAAGCACGGUCAUCAUUUUGAUGAACAAUCCUGUAUAAUCCCAUACAACUUACGGUAGUCAUGUUUGAACAAUGCCACGGAAAGCUCAACAUCACACAUAUUCUUUCCCCACUCCAUUAUCCUCAAUCAAAUGAAUAGGUGGAUAUAUUCGUAAAGUACUUCAAGGAGAAGGAAUGGCUGAAAAUAUCACGAUAACCAAGGUGAAUCCAGUGACAUUGAAGAGUCCAACUAGUAGAAUAUCUCGUGAAUAGGAAACUACUAACAGAUUUCGACGUUUUGCUUCCACCAAAAUACCAACUUUUAAUCGUUCAACUCACUGAAUUCACACCUGCAGUCAUGGUAUAUACCACACUACAACAGUGGAUGUUAUGCAUUAGUUACUCAGAUAAGCGUCGAACAUAUGUACUAGAGAUUGAUCAGUAUCAAGCUGCAAAACGUUUAAACAACGCACGUCAACCAAGACCUCCAGAACCGGAACCUUCUGGUCGUAUGUUCAAAUAUUUCAUAAUUGGACUCCAUGCUACAGUGUGCGCAAUUGUUGCCGUUAUCCUCGUUAUAAUCAUAGCAGUUAAUUAGUAGUUAUUUUCCGUUUAGCUUUUACACUACUUAACUGUUUUAUCAGUAGUCUAAGUAACUAUUGUAAAUGUGCCUUAUAUACAAAUGUCUUAUCCACAACUGGCUAUAUUUCUUUACACUAUCAUUAUCGUUUACGUGUACUCCGUCUCUUUUUUUCGUUGAAUCUUAAUCAAUUUUUUCGCGCGUGUAUCCAUGAAUUCUCAUUUUAUCGCUGGAUAUAUAAUUAAUGAGUACAAUUUCAGCUUCCUUUAUUCUGUAAUGUGUAAAACGUCAUCCAGUUCGUAAAAACACUUCACAAAUUUUGAAAAAAAACGCGAAAAUAAUUUUAUUCAUAAAUAAUAACCUUAAAUGACGCAAUUUAGUUUAUUUUAUUGGAGUUCCUCCCGAAAACCCUUCUAUUCAUCUAACUAUUGCUUAUAACUUGUUUUAACUUCAAUUGGUUUUUUGUGCCUUCUUGUUUCAUGAAUUAAUGGGACAAAGAAGUGGUAAAUGCGACUUACCUUUAAAGAUUCUUCCGUGAAACAAAAUAUUUCUUGUCGACGAGUACACACAAACACGUUAGUGGUGACAUAUCACGUAUAUAUAUAUAUAUAUAUAUAUAUAUAUAUAUAUAUAUAUAUAUAUAUAACAUUUAUGCACCACACUAAUAUUUAUAAUGCUGCACCAUUAUUAUUAUUAUUAUUAUUAUUAUUACUAUUAUUAUUAUUAUUAUUAUUAUUUACUAUUGUUCUUAACAUUAAUAACGUUUUUAUCUCUCCAAUUUAAUCAGUAUUUACACAAAUAUUUAUCAGUGCCGUCAUGUAUUAUUAUUGAUAACAAAUUCGGUUAUAUACAUUGUCGAGAUCCAUAGCUUCUGUUUUUUAUAUUAAAAACUGUUCAAUUACAAAAAACAACUUUCUUGAUGCUUUCUCUUUCUUUCAUUACAUUACUUUGUGUCGUUGUUUAUACCUCUUCAGUUCAUUAUAUCAAUUUCAUUUUCCAGUUAUUUAACCCUUACCAAAACAAUUGUUUAUUCUUGAUAUGCAUAUGCUCUCUUCUCUCCCCUUAUAUGCUACACCUUAUUAUUAUUCUUCGAACACAAUCGUGUUGUUGUCUUGACAUUUAGGUUUAUAUACCGAAUUUUUUAACUUAUUUAUCAUUUUUUUCUCUACCUUUAUUUUUUACACUUUGUGCGCCGGCUAAUUUUGUCUUGUUUUUGCUUUUGGUUCAAAUCCUUUUUAAUUUAAACUGAAUAAAAUGAGCAAAGAUGUUUAUAUAUAAUACAUAUAUAUAUACAGUCAA